Striga hermonthica is the source of this 906-nucleotide messenger RNA. NCBI's taxonomy places the organism in Eukaryota, Viridiplantae, Streptophyta, Magnoliopsida, Lamiales, Orobanchaceae. The record is from the annotation of a GenBank genome assembly.
AUGGGUUACGCUAUUCACGGGCUCGAAAAACAUUGCUUCGGUUUGUUCUCUGAGAUGAUAGAAAUGGGAUUCGAACCGAAUAAAAGCACAUUCGUUUCGAUUUUAUCGGCCUGUAGCAUAACCGGCAAUGUGGACAAAGGUUGGAAAUAUUUCGAUUUAAUGAAGAGAGGAUUUGGGAUUGAUGCAGAAAUUGAACAUUAUGGAUGCAUGCUCGAUUUAUUAGGUCGUGAGGGCGAUUUCGACCGUGCAAAGAGGUUCAUAGAGGAAAUGCCACUAAAACCGACUAAACGGAUAUGGGGUUCUCUACUGUCUGCAAGUCGACAUCAUAAAAACAUCGAACUUGCUGAGCUGGCAGCAGAGAAAAUAUUCUCUUUAAACGAUGAUGAUGAUAAUACGGGAUGCUACGUGCUGCUUUCGAACCUUUAUGCCGAAUUAGGAAGAUGGGAAGAUGUCGAGCGGAUUAAAAAAUUAAUGAAAAAACGAGGCUUGGUGAAAACCGCAGGAUUCAGCACGGUCGAGCAAAAUGGUAAAGCGUGCAAUUUCGUAAAUUACGACAAGUCGAAAAACGAGAGUGGCGUUAUAUAUGAAGUUCUCGAUAUUUUAUCGAGAAAGAUUGGCGAGGAGGAGGUGUGUUCUUGCAAUGUGACUUUCAAGUUGCCGGAUUUGGUGAAAAAGAGAAAAGACCGUCCGGCGAAUCACAGUGUGAGAUUGGCUGUUUGUUUCGGGUUGAUCGGGACAGCUGUCGGCGACCCAUUGGUCGUUAGAAAAAACGUGAGAAUGUGCAGAGACUGCCAUGGCGCGAUGAAGAAGAUAUCGCAUGUUACGAACAGGGAAAUAGUUGUUGGGGAUUCGAAAAUGUGGCAUCGUUUAAAGGAUGAUCGAUGCUCGUGUGGAGAUUACUGGUAA